AUGAGUCAUAACGAUCUGUCGAGACAGAUGUACGAGAAUAUGUUGCAGACAGAGUACCAGAACCGCGCGAGUGCUCGGCGCAAUGAGCACCCGACCGUGGCUGGCCCGUCAGGCAGUUAUAUGUAUCACAACAACUCUAUGAACUCCGCUGCGGUUGGCUCGCCGGCUAGUACCGGUUCCUCGACCCUAUCCCGCAAGCGAAGCCUGGGACCGGCAGACUACCCAGAGCCCAAGCGUACCAGCAACGUCCCAAGUCCCCUCACUCCAGGGACCCCGAACUCGAUCCAUGUCAACACACCCCUCGUCGCUCGAGAUAUGGGUGGCUCAGAGAACAGAUGGGCGUCGUAUGCUGCACAGCAACCUUCGCUGCCCAGCAGGCCUCAGCAGGCAACGUACCCCCACACAGUCGUCGAUCUGACCAUCUCCGACCCUCCAACGCCUGAUCCGUUCCCAGAACUUGUCGAUGCUUAUCAGCCGUAUGGGAAUACACUAACCAAUGUGUUCGAUCAAGACUGGAUGCCUCUGGACGAAUUCGCACAGUUUCUGAUGACCCCAUCUCCAAACGAUUUUGGUUAUGGGUUCCAUCAGCAAGGAUCACGGAUUUCAACACCCGCAAUGCAACUCAACAGCCAAGCUAACAUCCCUGCAUACACAGUUCGAAAUGUGCCGUAUCUGCCAAGCUUCCAGGGGCCGGGUGGCGAUAGCGACUCUGAAGACUACGGUGAUUUCCCAAUGACCGUCGACGAUGCUCGAUCUAUCGAUACUCUUCUUGAGAACAUCCAGAAUCAUGGCGACGAUGAGGAUCCGCAGCGAAGGGAGCAAACGCCCAGAAUCAUGUCCUCGACUCUCAAGGAGUACCAGAAGAUCGGUCUCGGAUGGCUACUCAAGAUGGAGAGCGGUAACACAAAAGGUGGUAUCUUAGCUGACGAGAUGGGCUUGGGCAAGACCGUACAAGCUUUGUCUCUCAUCUGUGCAAACCCAUCCAAGGACCCGCUCCGUAAGACGACACUCAUCAUCGCACCUGUUGGUCUCAUGAGACAGUGGGAGAAGGAAAUCGAGCGCCACGUUCGUCCGGAACAUCGUCUCAGCGUUUACCUAUACCAUGGCAAGGGCAAGAAUGCCGAAUUCAGCAAGCUCAAACAGUAUGACGUCGUCCUUACGACGUUUGGCAUCCUCACUUCGGAGUGGAAGCAGAAGGAAUCGAUGAAAGAGAAGAUGGCUGCUGAAGCUGAGCAGCGGGAUAAUGGCUUUACUCGUCGCUCGAAGGAGAAGCUGGCGCUGUUGGGACGCGAGUGCAUGUGGUACCGCAUCAUUAUCGAUGAGGCCCACAAUAUCAAGAACAGGAACGCCAAAGCGUCAAAGGCUGCAAACGAGCUGAUGGCUACUCAUCGCUUGUGUAUGACGGGGACUCCGCUCAUGAACUCGGCUGAGGAGUUAUAUUCUCUUCUUCGGUUCUUGAAGACCCCCGGAUACACAGACUGGUACAAGUUCAACCGAGAGAUCGCCAAACCUAUGAAGAGCAACCAACAUGCAACGCGCGUGAAGGCCAUGCAGCGCGUCCAGAUCAUCGUCAAAUCGGUCAUGCUCCGCCGCCAGAAGACUACAAAAGUAGACGGUCAGGUCAUUUGUACCAUACCACCCAAACACACUACAGUCGACAAUGUUGUGUUCAGCGAAGACGAAUCUGAGCUUUACAAGGCGUUGCAGACGAAAUCGCAGGUUCAGCUAAACAAAUAUUUGGAGGCUGGAACUAUGUCACACAACUACGCUGCUGUGUUGGUUCUUUUGUUACGCCUCCGCCAGGCAUGCUGCCACCCGCACUUGAUCAAAGACCUCAGCCAACCCGCCACUGAGGGUAUUGCUGAGGUGGACUUGCUGAGCCGCGCCGGCGAGCUCAGAGAGGAUGUCGUCGUUCGGCUGAAGGAUUCCGAAUCUUUCGAAUGUCCUGUCUGUCUUGAAGCGGAUCCCAAUCCGACGAUUAUCAUACCAUGCGGUCACACAGUUUGCGGGGAGUGCGUCCAGAAAUUGAUCGAUACAGCGAGGUCGAACAACGAGGACGGUAGAAACGCCAAAUGCCCUCAUUGUCGCGGAGAGCUCCAGCCGAAGGUCAUCACUGACUACAAGCAUUUUUGCAAGGUCUUCUGUCCGGAGAAGCUUAGUGUAGAUGACCUAAUGGACGAUGCAGACUUGGACGCAGGUGGAGAUUCUGACGUUGAAGAUGAAGAUGAGGACGAUGAGGACGACGACGAUGCAGAUGAGCAUGGCAACCUAGCUGAUUUCGUGGUUCCGGAUGACGCUGACGGGGAGUCUGGAUUUGUUGACGCAGACGACGCUGUUCCCGCUCCGAAGCGCAAAACCAAAGCUCGUGGUAAGGGCAAAGGUAAAGGCAAAGCACCGGCCAAGCCAAAAAUGACCCUUGCUCAGCUCAAGAAAGAAUCGCUUCGAAAUAAGGCAGCAAAGAAGAAAUAUCUUCGCCGUCUGCAGAAGACUUGGGUUCCGUCAGCGAAGACGGAGAAGACACUGGAGCUUCUUGACCAAAUCAACAGGAACGAUCCUACAGAGAAGACGUUGAUUUUCUCCCAGUUCACUUCCUUCCUCGACCUUCUUGAGGUGCCUUUGGCACAGAAGAAGAUACAUUACCAACGUUAUGACGGUAGCAUGAAUAUGGACGAGCGAGCUGAAGCCGUCAACCAGUUCAUGGAUAAUCCUAACGAGAACGUCAUGCUGGUGUCCAUCAAGGCUGGCAACUCCGGCCUCAACCUCUGGAAGGCGUCGCAGGUCAUCCUUCUCGACCCCUUCUGGAACCCUUACAUCGAAGAACAAGCCGUGGAUCGAGCUCACCGAAUGCCUCAGCCGCGCGAAGUGACUGUUCAUCGCAUUUUGGUCCCUGAGACGGUUGAAGAUCGUAUCUGCGAACUGCAAGAAACGAAACGCGAGUUGGUUGGUAAUGCGCUGGACGAGAACGCUUCGAAGUCGCUCGCACGCCUAGACGUCCGGCAGCUCAAGCACCUCUUCGGCAUGGGCUGA
Messenger RNA from Dothidotthia symphoricarpi CBS 119687, 3027 nucleotides. RefSeq lists its product as uncharacterized. Bases 1 to 3027 code for a protein of 1008 amino acids. Gene Ontology annotation, cellular component: cytoplasm. NCBI's taxonomy places the organism in Eukaryota, Fungi, Ascomycota, Dothideomycetes, Pleosporales, Dothidotthiaceae. The record is from RefSeq and is a predicted model, not a curated record. Gene Ontology annotation, molecular function: ATP-dependent chromatin remodeler activity; ATP binding. The transcript has 5 exons.